Molecule: messenger RNA, 2964 nt
Organism: Osmerus eperlanus (European smelt)
Lineage: Eukaryota; Metazoa; Chordata; Actinopteri; Osmeriformes; Osmeridae
Product: beta-2 adrenergic receptor
Exons: 2
Coding region: 433-1443 (336 amino acids)
Biological process (GO): G protein-coupled receptor signaling pathway
Cellular component (GO): membrane
Molecular function (GO): G protein-coupled receptor activity
Source: RefSeq, a predicted model, not a curated record
UGGGGCUUCAGAUUGCCUGCGUAAAAGAAUGACAUUUCCCGUUGUAAUGGCACUAUUACAUCCCUCUGCAGGCUGGGAAGGCAGACUUAAAGCCUGGCCGACUACACUGGAUUCUCUCUACAAUCCUGAGGUUGGAGUUUUAGUCUCGAUGAUCAAAAUUGGGAUACUUCCGAAUUUUGUGAAUUGCAGGGUGAUUAUUCAAGAUCCGACGGAUCUUAAUCACAUAGCAUGGCUCUUGGUUGACCGAGGGAGUUAAGAUGAUCUCAAACAUCUCCAUGCAAGAGCGAGAGCAGAGGGCGCAUGCCAUGUCCUGAAGUCAAGUGUGGUCAUUCCAGCUGCUCGUGCUGUAGCAUGCAUUUCAGAGCGAGGGCGUCAUCUACAUUUUUGCAAAAGGAACACAAUCCCAUGGGCGAAUCCUCAUAGUGACCAAGCAUGCUGAAGGGACUUGAACCGGUAAACUGCAGCGUGUGUUGCUGUACACUGGCCAGCAAAAUUGUAAUGGUGCUAUUUAUGGUGCUCUUGGUUUUCGUUAUCUUGUUUGGAAACACUGUGACUUUGGCCGUGGUGUUAGGGACCAAGCACUUCCACACGCCACAGGGAUAUCUCAAAGCGUCGCUGGCGGUGGCAGACCUGGCGGUGGGAAUUUUUGUGGUGCCUGUGUCCGUUUACGCGGAGGUGUCGCUCAUGUUUAACAACUCCUCGCCGGAAUGGACCGUCAACAAUUCACAAGCGUCAACCUUUCACCCAUGUGCGGUCAUCGGUCCUAUAUUUGCCGGCUGCACUUUGGUGUCAAUUACGACUAUAUUUCUUCUAACCAUCGAAAGGAGCAUUGCAGUUUUGAGACCGUUACACAAGGAGUCGGUGAUUACGCGUAAACGGACAACAAUCCUGAUUAUUUUCUCUUGGGUGGGAAGUUUUCUUUUGGCAGUGUCUCCAAUGAUUUUCAGCAAUGAAAUUGCCCUUGAAUACAAUCCAUGUAGCAGGAUGUGCAAUUACGCAAUUGGUACCAUAAGCGAGUUCCCGACUCGAGCGUGGAACAUUCUUCUACUGUUCCCAGCGUUUGAUUUCACUCUCUUAGGGGGGACUGUGGUAAUAAAUAUAAUUUCCCUGUCGACCAUACGCCAGCACUCAAAGCGCAGAAAACAUCUGGCUGAAAGCGACAGCCAAAGCGUCACAAAACCCACUUUUUCCGAUAUUAAAGCCGCUAAAACCAUCGGGACACUGACGCUUGCGUUCACGGCAUCUUUCACGCCUAUUGCCGUCUUUGUCGUUGGGAAUGUCAUUGGAAACGAAUGGUGCAAUUUCUCUUUUUUUGCUUUUUGGAUAUUGGCCACGAAUAGUUGUUGGAAUGUCAUUAUAUACAGCGUCAGAGAUCAGAAGUUCAGACUCCGAGCGCACCAGCUUUUCAUACGCUCACAAACCAAGAAUGCCUCUAAAACAUAGAUUUUUUCAUGAUUAGGCUAUUUGACAUUGAGUCAGUCCAGUCGAACUGGACUGACUCAAGAGGUAGGCUAGACUACUAAAGACGAACUGAGAACUAUCAGUGAACAAGUGAAAUUCAUGAACAUAUUCCCACGCGCGCAUCUGUUUUGGCUCAUGGCAGCGCUAUUUCAGACGGUCACAUUUAAACCAUGACCCGUUUGCAUGUCUUUUAGAUUGCUGUUGUGAAAAUGUAACAUCAUGAAUGUGUUAGCCUAUUGUUCCGGGUAUAUUGUGGGUCUGUGUUCAGUGAUGUAAUACUCAUAGCCCGUUGCAAUGUGUGAAAUGGUUAAGGCUCCCUAUGCUUUUUUAAUUGGAUUUGUGUUCAACUGAUGUGAAACAUCAAUGGCACCCAUUUUCUGCCUCAACAAUAAAAAUAUUUGCAAGAAUUUGCCUGACACAAAUUAAAGGAGAACACAGGCUACGCCAGCGAUUCCAGUCUUAAUCUUGAGUCUUAUUUUUUUGUAAAAUUGUCAUAAUCCCGUAUGGGAGAUUAUGCAUCACAAUUCUAGAGCCUUUCGGUCCUUAUUUUCUCUCUUAGCCCUAUGUGGUGGAGCAGCGGAGUGCCAUGCCCGCUGCAAGGCAAAAGGGUUGCAAUAAAAUAGCCUGCAUUUCACCACCACUAACCCCCAAAUCAUGCAGCUGCCCACCUCUUUAGGCAAGAGUAAACAAAGACAACGGAUUUUAUUUAUUUUAUUAUUUUUUCUUACUACGCUUGGUGACAUGGUUUGCAGUGUGCCAGUCACGUUUUUACGCAGAUGGCUGUUAUCCCCGCAGGAAGGGUUUGUGCUUUCAUAGCCAUUGGGUUAAAUCGUUCUAAACAUGCUAGCAGAAUAAAUGAGUUUACUAAGGUUUUAGCACAAUUUUAGCCAUCUGGGAGAAUCUACUGCCCAUUAGCUGACCCUAGAUGUGAUCUUUUAUAAGGGCGCGUGGACUUCACAAUAUGAAACAGUCGAAUAUUGAAACAAAAUGUGUAGGCCUAUGUUUUUUCAGGAUUUUGUAAAUUAGGCUACUUGAAAAUACUUAAGAUAAAAAAAGUUACUGCAAACCCACUAAAGCAAACUAACUUGUAAAAAAAGAGUAACCAAUUUACUUCAGGAAAAAAUGUUUAGUUAAUCUAUUUACCCUUUUUCAAUUUGUAAGUUCUCAUUCAGAAGCCCCUUCAAGGGCUUCCAAAUGCAUCUUAAUAAAUCACCAAGUCAAUCAGAAGUCGAUUAAGACAAUCAAUUUAAAUGCAGCAUGCAAAUGGUAAUUAGCACAGGUGUCAAUUAAGAGACAAUCACACACAAAGCACAAAACAACAACAAACAAAUGGAAAAGGGGAGACAUUUUUAAGCACACAUGCAGGACCCUUACCAUGAAAACCUGUGUACUUGUACCCUGUCACUAAUGUGCCCCACUCAUUGUUUGCUUUGAUGGAUCAAGUAUUAAAAGCAAAGAAAAAAAGAUUGUGCACAGUUUUGAAAUAAAGACACUUGUUUGGUG